Messenger RNA from Cheilinus undulatus (humphead wrasse), 3474 nucleotides. Its product is annotated as sodium- and chloride-dependent GABA transporter 2-like. Bases 475 to 1857 code for a protein of 460 amino acids. Lineage: Eukaryota; Metazoa; Chordata; Actinopteri; Labriformes; Labridae. The record is from RefSeq and is a predicted model, not a curated record. Gene Ontology annotation, biological process: sodium ion transmembrane transport. Gene Ontology annotation, cellular component: membrane. The transcript is spliced from 12 exons.
GCCCCACUGCUGACAAUGCAUCCUGCUCCACUGAGGUUUCCAAGAGCACAGUGGCCUCCAUAAUUCUCAAAUGGAAGAAGUUUGGCCCAACCAAGACUCUUCCAAGGUGGUCGCCUGGCCAAACUGAACAACUGGGAGGGGGGGCAUUAGUAAGAGAGGUGGCCAAGAACCCUAUGCUCACUCUGACUGAGCUCCAGAGAUCCUGUGUGGAGAUGGGUUCCACAAGGACAACCAUCACUGCAGCGACGGAAGCCUCUCCUCUGGCUUAUAUCUGGGGAAAACCAUGCAUUGCUUAUCCCCUGCUCAGUACCAUCCCAACAGGGACAGAGAGAUCGGUCAUUGUUGAGGGAAUGCUGAAAGCACACAGCCAAGUCAACACAGGAGUGGCUUUAGGACAACUCUACUGUUGUCCUAGAGUUGCCAAGCCUGAGCCCUGACCUGAACCCUACCAAACAACUCUGGAGAGACCUGAAAAUGACGUCUACUGACCUGCCAACCUGGCUGAGCUUGAGAGACAACUGUGUCGACUAUCGACUGAAUCAGUCAUCACAUGUGAACAUUUCUCUGAACGCGGCCUCUUCAGUUGAAGAAUUCUGGCAGAGGAGGGUCCUGGGAUUGUCUGGAGGGAUAGAAGAGAUGGGUGCUGUCCGCUGGGACCUGGCUGGAUGUCUUCUGCUGAGCUGGAUUAUUUGUUACUUCUGUAUCUGGAAAGGUGUCAAGUCUUCAGGAAAGGUUGUCUACUUCACCGCCACAUUUCCUUAUGUGAUGAUGAUUGCUCUGCUGAUCCGAGGGUUGACUCUGCCUGGAGCUGCUGAUGGGAUCAGAUUUUACCUCUCUCCUGAUCCAGCACGUCUGGCUGAUCCUCAGGUGUGGAUGGAUGCUGGGAGCCAGAUAUUAUUCUCAUACGCUGUCUGCACUGGCUGUUUGGCAUCUUUAGGAAGCUACAACAAAUACAACAACAACUGCUACAAAGAUGCAUUUGCUCUGUGCCUGCUGAACAGUGCAACCAGCUUUGUUGCUGGCUUUGCAAUCUUCUCCGUCCUGGGCUUCAUGUCAUAUGAGCUGGGUGUCGACAUCUCAACAGUGGCUGAAUCAGGUCCUGGCCUGGCUUUUAUUGCAUAUCCUCGGGCUGUAGCCAUGAUGCCUUUACCUCAAGUUUGGGCCGCCUUCUUCUUCUUUAUGAUCAUCUUUCUUGGGCUAGACAGUGAGUUCGUCUACCUGGAGGGCCUGGUCACAUCUGUGUCAGACAUGUAUCCAUCCUUCUUUUACGUUGGCCAUCGCCGUAAACUUCUCCUGUUGCUCAUCUGUGUUGUGUCCUUCCUCAUCGGGCUCUCUAUGGUCACUGAGGGAGGACUGUAUGUGUUCCAGCUCUUUGACUAUUACGCCUGCAGUGGAAUCCCACUGAUGAGUUUUGCCAUUUUGGAGUCUGUUUGUGUUGGAUGGGCGUAUGGUGCUGAUAAUUACUACAGCAACAUUAAAGACAUGAUUGGUUAUCGUCCUUCACCUUACAUGAAAUACUGUUGGAGGUUCAUCACACCCUGUGUAUCUACAGGCAUACUGCUCUUCUCUGUGGUUAAAUUCACUCCUCUGAAAUACAACAACACCUACGAGUACCCCUGGUGGGGUUACGCUCUCGGCCUUUUCCUCGCUCUGACUUCAGUCCUCAUGGCUCCACUGUGGAUCCUCUUCAAACUCGCCACCACUCCAGGAACUCUGAGACAGAGGCUUAAAGCAGCGAUGACUCCAGCAGAUGAUCUGCUCAGAUCAAAACUCAAGAUGAACUUAAACUCUUCCAAAGAUCAUGAAGUGUGUGUUUUAAACCCGACUGAGAAACUUUUUAUUUCUAAUAGUGUUUAAAAACAAAAAGAUUCCUCUCUGGUCCCUGAGAGCUAAUAGGAAAUUCAAAUAUAUUUUAUAUUUAUCAUAUUUUGGAACAUUUAUACUUGUCUGAUAAAAAUAUAUAUAGAACUCAUGGAUGUUUCUACUCAAGUGUCACCUUUAAGAAUAAAUAUAAGAAUUAAUUUUAAAUAUUUCUGAUGUUUGUUUCAUUACUUUAAAUGACCAUUUAUUACAGUGUAUUACUGCCAAUGCUGGUAAUGAAUCAGUUUUAAUAUCAGGUAUAUAUAUUAUUAUUCAUGGUGAACUGUAUUUACUUUACUUUUACUUUACUUUUUUUUAAACUUUAUUUUUCCCCCUUUAGUACAGAAACACAGAAUUCACUUUACAAAAGCGUUUUAUUUUCAGUACUGAGUGAAAAUUCAGCAGAUUUCAAUGUUAGUUGUUGAUCUGUGAAAUUAACAGGGAUUAAUCACCUCUUUAAAACCAGUAAAGGAACAAUGUUUGUGUGUUUAUAUGAGGAGUUGAUAUUAUUUUAAAUUUUGAUUUCGUGUAAUAAAAUCCCCGAUUUCAAGGACUCCUCUUCAGUCUGAGCUGACCUCUUUCAUCUCUCUGAUGAGACCAGCAGGGGGCGACAGAUGUCUGAUAUUAGAGACUGCAAGCAACCAUCCCGGCAACGGCUUAUCAACACUAUCAACUCAUAUCUCUUUUACAGAGAUUUUAUCUGUAAGUUUUAGUAUUUUGAUUUUAAAAGAAGAUAUUUUCAGGGUUAAUUAACUAUGUUUAUUGAUACUAAACUUUCUGUGAAAAGGCCAUGAAGUUAAAAAGUCAGGCUGAUUCUAAAGGCUCACUGAAAAAAAAAUGUUUGAAUAAAUUGUGUAACAUCUUAGUUACCUUAAAUUAGUAUAAUCCUUCUCAAUGUGCACCCAUCUGCAACUUGCAAUGUGCAGAAACACUGAAGAAGAGAAAUCAGAACACUUAUUGUUGGCAUCUUGCCCUUAAUGUGCUCGUGUAGCGUUCUUAAAACAUCAGAAUACUUUCAAGUGCUUGAAUGAUUAAACUCCUGGUGCAAUAAUACCACCACCAUCGGCACAAUCAAGAAAUAGUUCUACUUUUAGCAGUUUUUAACUUUUUUUUAACUGCUUAGAAAAUCUUAAAAAAUGCAAUCAGCCUUCUUUGAGUGUUCACAGUUUUACUCACUGUCUGACUCUGAUCUACAAUGCUCUUCUUGGCUUAGUUUUCUCUCUUGCUUGUGUUCUAGUGACAUUUUAAAUCCGCUUGUUCCUCAUGUUAGGACUGAGUUAGGUGCCUGUGCUUUUAAAUUGUUAUUCUUACCUCAAUUUCCUUCACUAUAAUUGUGAAUUAGCCUUGCAUUCUUCAAAUUGUUUUUUGUUUUGUCUGUCUCUUGAACAAAUAUUAUUUUCACACCUGGACAAAAUUGUUGGCUCCCAAUACAUUAAAGAAAGAAAGAAAAACCCACAGUGGUCACUGAAAUAACUAAACUGACCAAAGAAAUAAUAAAUAAAAAUGUACUGAAAAUUAACUAUUGCAAAUCUUAUUCUUUUGAAUAUUGGUUCAACAGAAUAAUUUUAGUGAUUUAUUUUUGGGCCUUUUCAUGCCUUUAUUAGAUAGAGGAAG